AUGGCGAACUACCUCGCCUCGAUUUUUGGUACCGAACAGGACAAGGUCAAUUGCUCAUUCUACUACAAGAUCGGCGCAUGCCGACAUGGCGACCGCUGCUCGCGAAAACACGUCAAACCCUCAUACAGCCAAACAAUCCUCAUGCCGAACCUAUACCAAAACCCAGCCUACGACCCAAAGAACAAGAUGAACCCAUCACAACUGCAAAACCACUUCGACGCCUUCUACGAGGAUCUCUGGUGCGAAAUGUGCAAAUUCGGCGAGGUUGAGGAGAUAGUAGUCUGCGACAAUAAUAACGACCACCUCAUCGGGAACGUGUACGCACGUUUCAAGUACGAAGACUCCGCGCAAAAGGCCUGCGACACGCUCAAUAGCAGAUGGUACGCGGCGAGACCGAUAUACUGCGAAUUAAGUCCUGUCACGGAUUUCCGAGAGGCGUGUUGUCGGCUGAACUCAGGUGAAGGGUGUGUCAGAGGUGGAUUUUGCAAUUUCAUUCACAGAAAGGAGCCUUCACCUGAACUGGAAAAAGAGUUGGAGCUCGGCACGAAGAAGUGGUUGAAGAUGCGCGGGCGAGACGAGCGAAGCAUGUCAAAAAGUCCCAGUCCUGAACCGACGAGGAAGAGAUAUUAG
Messenger RNA from Exophiala viscosa, 630 nucleotides. RefSeq lists its product as uncharacterized. Gene Ontology annotation, molecular function: pre-mRNA 3'-splice site binding; metal ion binding. The transcript has 2 exons. Gene Ontology annotation, biological process: mRNA splicing, via spliceosome. The record is from RefSeq and is a predicted model, not a curated record. Lineage: Eukaryota; Fungi; Ascomycota; Eurotiomycetes; Chaetothyriales; Herpotrichiellaceae. The coding region runs from base 1 to 630 and encodes 209 amino acids. Gene Ontology annotation, cellular component: spliceosomal complex; U2AF complex.